CUCUUUUUUCUGCUAUCUCAUUAUCGUCACCACUGUUCCCAUCUCCCCUCCACCCCACAGAAGAGAAGAAAACAUUCUUCAGAUCAUGUCAAAGCAGUGCAUUGGCACUUGCUGGAACGCCAUGGCACGUUGAUGGUCACUUAUUUCGAUUUAAGACAAGCAGCAGUUGCAUUCGAAUCAUUCACUGCAACGUAUAAUCAACCGGAAUAUAUACCCGAUGAUAUAUUGGCUGAGCUGACCAUCACCCCACCUCAAGACAGCCGAUCCGCUAGGACGGUAAUUGUAACUCUCGACGGUGCUCACGAUCGCUUGGUGGAAUUCAAUUACCAGGAAUUCUUCGAUACUUGGGGAGCUACAAGAAACAUAAAUGAGAUGAUAUUCUCCGGUAGUCUGCGCACGUUCGAAGUUGAAUACUUUGACCUACGUGCUCCCUCCCUCGUCACAGCUGCGCUACAUAAUCACGCCUGUCAGGGUGUAACUUUCUAUGUCUGGCAAGGGAUAAGCUCUUAAGGCUGCUGAAGAAUCCCGUAGACGAAUUGAAAUCAAAGCAAAAAUAAAAGAAUGCAAAUGAAAAAGUA
Messenger RNA from Zychaea mexicana, 578 nucleotides. RefSeq lists its product as uncharacterized. The transcript has 4 exons. The coding region runs from base 133 to 510 and encodes 125 amino acids. The record is from RefSeq and is a predicted model, not a curated record. Lineage: Eukaryota; Fungi; Mucoromycota; Mucoromycetes; Mucorales; Lichtheimiaceae.